This is a messenger RNA of Punica granatum (pomegranate), 720 nucleotides long. The record is from RefSeq and is a predicted model, not a curated record. NCBI's taxonomy places the organism in Eukaryota, Viridiplantae, Streptophyta, Magnoliopsida, Myrtales, Lythraceae.
AUGGGAGAACUCUAUGCAGGUUCGCAAGGGGCACAUGACAUUGGAAAAAUUGAUCUAGCACAAGCUUCUGCCACUCCAAAAUUGGAGGAUGUCAAGGCUAUUUCUGAGAUUCUGGAUAUAGCAAGAUCGAGGAAUAAUAUGAAAGCAAUAGUUCAUUGCGCUGCAACUAUCAAUGAUAUCUUGCUGGAAAAUGAUUGGUACUAUACCUCAUGCACCCACUGCAAGAGGAAGGUUGACAAAACAGCGAGAAAUUUUUGCUGUGUUGUUUCCGGUUCAACAAUAUUUGUGUUGUUUAAUGAAGUGACGGAGCAACUGACUGAUGCAAAAGCGAGCCAUCUCAGUGCACCUAUUGAAAGAGAACGUGCGUUUGGAGAUGUUAACAAAUUCGACUUGCCUCCAGAACUCAUUAAAAUCUUUGGCUUUCCUCGUAUCUUCCAAAUCAGGAUGAGUUCUUUUCUUGAAAGUCGUGGAAGCAGUUUGGUUUCGUUCAUGCUGGAACCCGGUGGAGAAAAAUUCCAAGUUUCUUCAAGAAAAGCUGUGAAGAUUGAGAACCCUCCAUUUAUUAGUUCUAAUGAGAAGACCCCGAAAAAAUCAACCAAAAAAGCAACCGCCAUUAAUGCACCUGAUUUGCCAUAUAAGAGGAGGAAGUUAAGGUCAUACGAUGAUGAAGAUUCGGAGCACUCACAAGAAGAAACGUCCUCCGGUGUUGGAGACGAUUGA